AUGAUGACGUCGUUAAUUACGAAUACAAUAGACAACAAGUUGACCUUUGAGGAGCUACUAAUCGUGACGUUACUGGCUACUACGGCGUUUUUUCUUGUAGCUCUUGGGGGUGCAUUGUAUCACAAGUCUAAACAAAAAGAUGAGAAAGUUCCAGUCUCUCAAUUACGUACGAAGAAGAAACAGCGUUUGAAGAAAAAGAAUGAAACCACAACGCCAUCGCAAUUGAAAAAGUUAGUGGUUGUAGACAAUAAGAUUGAGAUUAGUGCCGAGACAGUCCUUACGGAUCUUAAACGCUAUGCUAUGUCGGAUGCAUGGCGUCACAAAAUUGUGUACACAUUUUUAGAUGAUUUAGGACGUGAGACCAUUAAUCUUAGCUUUAAAGAGAUUGAUCAAGCUGCACGAAAAAUUGCUACAGUAUUGCAACGCGAUGCUGUUGUUAGAAAGGGAGAUAAAGUGAUUCUGUGUUAUCCUCCUGGCUUGGAUUUUGCAUUGGCUUUUUGGGGUUGUUUGUAUGCUGGAGUUGUGGGUAUUCCAGUAUAUCCUCCCUAUCCAGGGACAUUGACGAAAGAUUUACCUAAAUUUAGUAAGCUUGUAGAAGAUUCUACCGCUACAAUUGUCUUAACCAAUACGACGUAUCAUCUUGCAAGCAAGAUGGCUACAGUGAAAAAGUAUUUUUCCACGGCCAGGAUAUCGUGGCCAGCUAAUGUGCAGUGGAUCACUACGGAUAAUUUACCAGACUCACUAGUUACGCAGUAUAAGGAGGAGGAUGCACUGUCGCUAAGUUACAAGGAUGUUGCAUUCUUUCAGUAUAGCUCGGGCUCGACGUCGGCUCCGAAAGCAGUCAUGAUCUCGCAUGGUAACUUGAAAGCACAGAUAAAGACGUGGGAAAGCAUUGUCCCUACGGAUACAAUGGUGAGCUGGUUACCGAGUUAUCACGACAUGGGGUUGGUUGGGUUUAUCAUUAUCCCGUGCGUCACGGCUGCGCGAUGUGUGAGCAUGUCACCGAUUAGCUUUAUUAAGGAUCCAGCGCUCUGGAUGCGCACAGCCAGCAUGUACAAGGCUACGCACGUGUGUGCGCCCAAUUUUGGUUUUGCGCUCGCGGCGAGAAAGACAAGCGAUACACAGGUGGCAACAAUGGAUUUGAGUACGCUCAAGCAUACUAUUUGCGCGGCUGAGCCUAUUCGUCGCGAGUCACUGGAAGCAUUCACAUCCAAGUUUAAAGCUGCUGGUUUCGACCCUAAUACGUUCAAUUGUGGCUACGGUUUAGCAGAAGUUACUUUAGUGUGUACUGGUCAACUUUGCCCGCAGAAGCCGACGCUGCUAGAUGUCAACAAACACGUGUUAGAGACACAGCGCAAAGCCGUUAUAUUAAGCACCAACGAGAGGAAGCAAUUUUCUACCUCCGAUGUUCUACAGCUAGUAGGCUGUGGCAAAGCCAUGCCGACAUUUAGUGUUUUAGUUGUGGACCCGGAUACCAAGACAUCACUUGAUGAAUUGCAGAUCGGCGAGAUCUGGGUGCAAGGGCCAUCGGUGGCUAUCGGCUACUGGAACCGUUCUAGAUACACAGAGAAGAUGUUUUGUGCACAACUUGCUGGUGCAAAAAGCUCGAGUAACAUAUACUUGCGGACUGGUGACUUGGGGUUUCUCCACAAGAGCGAGCUUUUUGUGACGGGUCGUCUCAAGGAUUUGAUAAUUAUUCGAGGUCGCAAUGUUUGCCCGCAAGAUGUUGAGACAUCCGUUGAGCACGCUCACGAAUACGUCCGUCCGGGCUGUACUGCUGCAUUUUCCAUCGAAAACGGUGACGAGGAGGCACUUGUGGUUGUUACAGAGGUGCGUAAUGGAUCUUCACUGCAGACAUUGGAGGUAAUUUGUCGUGAAAUUAUCGAAAUAGUGCUUUUAGAGCAUCACUUAAAGUGCGAAGCAAUUGUAUUGCUCCGUCAAAAGACGGUACCUAAGACCACCAGCGGCAAAAUUCAGCGCAGUGCCGCGAAAACCCAUUUCUUGAAUGGCACACUCACGAAGCCUUUGUAUGAGUAUAGGGCGAAGACCAGGAACUUGCAUGUGUCGCCCUCGACAGCACCAACAAAGUUGCCUGGAGAAAACGUUUCGUGUGGAAAGUGUAAGACACCUGGCGAUAUCCUUGCAUGGCUGUUGGACUAUGUAGCCCGAGAGAUAGAAGUACAUACAGCAGCUGCCAAUACUGAAUUAACGACGACGACCAAUCGUGUAAACAUUGACCCAAAUACUCCAUGGGCUUUGUUUGGAAUGGAUUCGGUGUCGAUUGUUGGGUUGUCAUCGGACCUGGGUGAAUAUCUUGGGUGCGUUGUUUCCCCUUCCUCAUUCUUUGAUUACGACACACCAUUCAAACUAGCUAAUGCACCUGGUUUAGCGUCUGGUGAUUUAAUUGAAGGCCAGGGAAAAGACGAUCAAAAUGGCGUAGGAUUGAUCCAGAAUGCAACGACCGUGGAGGAGAUUGGCACAAAUCUCUUUGAAAUUGAGCAUUUUCCAGAGGUUCAAGUGCUUCUUGGGCAAAUGAAGCAGUUUGAAAGUGCUGGAUUGCGUGUGCCGUUUUUGGAGACACUCACGCCUGAGAAACGCCGUAUGACAAAUUUCAAUACCUACAACUACCUUGGCAAUGCAUCGGAUCCUGAAGUAGCGGCUGCGUCAAAAGCAGGAAUUGAGGAAUAUGGUACGACUAUGAGCUCGUCUCCUAUUGUGGGCCAGACGCAAGUAAAUGUUGAUUUGGAAAAGGCACUCAGCACGUUUUUCUACGCUGAGGCCAGCAUUCUUUUUGUCGGGGGCUGGGUGGCAAAUGUCACAACUAUCGAUGCAAUCGUGUCGAAGGGCGACUUGAUUCUGUGCGAUGCACUUAACCACGACUCUUGUGUGAGUGGGCAACGCCUUAGCGGCGCCACCAUUUUGCCUUUCCCGCACAAUAACACCGAGGCACUUGAACGUAUGCUGUCGAGGCUGCGCAUGAAAUACCGUCGUGUGCUUGUCGUGAUUGAGGGCGUGUACAGUAUGGACGGUGAUAUACCAGACGUGCGCGAGAUGGUCCGCAUCAAGAAGAAGUACAAGGCUCUGCUAUUUAUUGAUGAAGCUCACUCGUUUGGUACGAUGGGGGCUACAGGGCGCGGUGUAUGCGAGCACUUCGAUGUAGACCCGAGGGAUAUCGAUAUCCGAAUGGGCACAAUGAGCAAGGCUCUGGGAUCAGUCGGUGGCUUCAUCCUUGGCUCAGAAAUACUUGUCAAGUACCUAAAGCACUGCGCUGGUGGCUUCGUGUUUUCAGUGGGUUUGGCUCCUGCUUGCGCCUCGGCCGCGUUAAAAUCGGUUGAAUUGAUGACAAAAGCCCCAACGCGUACACUUAUGCUACAGGAGCGAAGCAAGUACUUCUACGACCUGUGCAAGAAGAACAUGAUCCCAAUGGGUGAAAACACUUUUCGUGGUGCGCCAGUGGUUGUGGUAAUCAUCGGUACUACUAUCGCAACUGCUAACGCGUCUGAGUUUUUGGCAUUGCACCAAAUCAAUGUGAAGCCUAUUGUGUACCCUGCCGUUGAGGAAGGCAACGAAGAGGCCGACCAAGAGAGCGCUGCUUCGGCUAAGGGCGCUGCUUCGGCUAAGGGCGCUGCUUCGACUGAUGAUGUGGAAGCUUCUGGUGCUGCAGGUGCCACCACUGACGCCAAAGUCAUCGCCGCCAGCGUUUCCGCCGGCAUCGACGAGGAAAAGAACGCCGCCGUUGGCGAUGAACAUCUAGAAGCUGGUCUCGCGAUGGACCGUCUACCCUCGACAGGCGCAUCUGUCCCGCCUACUGGCCUCAACGCAUGA
Peronospora belbahrii is the source of this 3825-nucleotide messenger RNA. Lineage: Eukaryota; Oomycota; Peronosporomycetes; Peronosporales; Peronosporaceae. The record is from the annotation of a GenBank genome assembly.